Closterium sp. Naga37s-1 is the source of this 449-nucleotide messenger RNA. The record is from the annotation of a GenBank genome assembly. NCBI's taxonomy places the organism in Eukaryota, Viridiplantae, Streptophyta, Zygnematophyceae, Desmidiales, Closteriaceae.
AUGCAAGAUUCUCCUUCUUCCCCCCACACCUACCCUUCCCCCUCUCCGCUCCCCACUCCUCCUUCUUUCUCCUCCAUCUCCCUCUUCUCCUCCGUCUCCCUCUUCUCCUCCGUCUCCCUCUUCUCCUCCGUCUCCCUCUUCUCCUCCGUCUCCCUCUUCUCCCGCCCUCUUCCCUUGCAUGUGUACGUACGAUCCGUGUAUGACACGAACCUGUUUGGAGCAUUGGCGUUGUCCCAGGCAGUGUUUCCCUACAUGCACAAGCAGAGGAGCGGGCGAAUCAUCAACGUUUCCAGUGUUGCUGGUUACACGUACAGGCCCUUCGUGGGGACGUAUGGGAGCAGCAAGGCGGCGUUCAACGCGGUUACCAACUGCAUGCGCGUGGAAAUGAAACCUCUGGGGAUCGGUGUUGUGCUUGUUACACCCGGCUACAUCCGCACCAACAUUUUCAG